UGAUUGUAUCUAUCUGUUGCUCUGUCUGCUAGAGUAUUCGUCGUUGCUUAGCUGCACUGCUACCACUUCUACCAACACCAGUGCCACCAUUGACCUACACACACUUCAACUCCUUUGUUGUUGUCUAUUGUAGAAGAUACCACUUGCACCCACGUUGAAAGGACAUUUAGGGGCGCUAUAGACGGUCUGCUUCCUUUGGAAUCCUCAUCCUCCCUGUCGUCUCACUUUCCGCUGUCAUAAACUACGCCGCCGUCCCGCAACAUGUUUCGUUUCACAGAGCUCGUAUUCCUCGUCGCCAGCUGGUCGUCGCUUGUCUCUGCACACACCGUCAUUGUGUAUCCAGGAUGGAGGGGAAAUAACAUCAUGACGAAUGGCACCGAGUCACCUACGGACCCAUCAAUUAAACCCGGAUCGCUAGGAAUCAAUUAUGACAACGGAACUCUAGGAUUUCCCUAUGGCAUGCAGUGGAUGUAUCCUUGUGGUGGCAUGCCGACAUCGACAAAUCGCACAAAGUGGCCCCUACAGGGAGGAGCCAUCUCAAUCCAACCCGGCUGGUUCCCCGGCCAUUCGCUCGCACAGUUCUACAUCAAUAUGGGCUUCGGCAAUGAGCCACUCAACUACUCGCACGCCAUGCUGCCUGUCUUUCAAAUCACAGGCCCUGCAAACGUCCAAUAUAAUGGCUCGUUCUGUCUGCCUCAAGUACCUCUGCCAGCAAAUUACACGCCUUCGAUCGGCGACAAUGCAACGAUUCAAGUCAUCGAGUUGGCGCAACACGGUGCCGCGCUUUACAAUUGCGCCGACAUCACCUUCGCUGAUCCCAAAGACGUCCCCGAAGUAAAUUCUUCAAAUUGCUUUAACUCGACCCAAGAAAACGAGCGCAUCGGCUUCCAACUCCUGUACGCGACCACCAGCUCGCCUGCGGACCGGGCAAUCGUCGUUAAUGCUUUCGCCGCACUUGCGGUGCCAAUCAUGCUCAUGGCCGGUUUCUGGACCACCUACUUAUAAAACAAAUCACAAGACGACUCUUUUUAAUAAUCGCAAUUUUUCCAUUUCAUUAAUCUAUCUUAUUGGAGGCCAAAUGCGUUAACACGGCCAAUGGCGUUUACAGUCUGAGAUAUCCCAAGCGAUCCCAAUCCUUUUAUUUUCAUCCAUACUCUGUACAUCAUCAUCGUCUCCGACGAAUCUUUCGGUCUUUUGGGAUACUCGAGACGAGCGCAGAUAACUCGACUUCGGAAGGCAAUGAAACGGGCUUCAACU
Messenger RNA from Aaosphaeria arxii CBS 175.79, 1257 nucleotides. RefSeq lists its product as uncharacterized. The transcript has 3 exons. Lineage: Eukaryota; Fungi; Ascomycota; Dothideomycetes; Pleosporales. The record is from RefSeq and is a predicted model, not a curated record. The coding region runs from base 262 to 1005 and encodes 247 amino acids.